AUGCAACGCAUUGCGACAGGCAAGGCACCUUAUGCUGCAAUCGCUCUGCAUUCACAGGCUGUCGUCUUCAAUAAUGUUGUGUACACGAGUGGUCAGCUAGGUAUUGACCCUGCAACGGGAAAGUUGCUAGAAGGCACUAUUCAACAUCGAGUGCGUCAAGCUCUUAAAAACGUGCAGGCUGUUCUUGAAGCCGCUGGAUCUAGUAUGAAAAAAGUACUGCGCGUGACUAUCUGGGUCACCAAUGCUGCCGAUAUCCCUUUAAUGAACGAGGAGUACAUUAAGCAUUUCCAAGAUCCCAAGCCAGUCCGGGCUUGCGUUGUAGUGAAGGAGUUAGCUCUAGGUACAGAUAUAGAAUUAGAAGCUACUGCUUGGAUUUAA
This is a messenger RNA of Clonostachys solani, 378 nucleotides long. Lineage: Eukaryota; Fungi; Ascomycota; Sordariomycetes; Hypocreales; Bionectriaceae. The record is from the annotation of a GenBank genome assembly.